Messenger RNA from Carya illinoinensis, 1284 nucleotides. RefSeq lists its product as uncharacterized. The transcript has a single exon. Gene Ontology annotation, molecular function: nucleic acid binding; RNA-DNA hybrid ribonuclease activity. The coding region runs from base 1 to 1284 and encodes 427 amino acids. NCBI's taxonomy places the organism in Eukaryota, Viridiplantae, Streptophyta, Magnoliopsida, Fagales, Juglandaceae. The record is from RefSeq and is a predicted model, not a curated record.
AUGCCAAAUUUUACCCCACAACCGAGAGAUGAGACCAUUCAAAAAGAUCACACUCUAAAAGUUUCUGAACUCAUGAUGGAAAAUCCUAGAAGUUGGAAUACCAUUUUACUCCAAGCUCUCUUUAAUCAAGACUCAGUGAAUGAAAUCUUAAAAAUCUCUUUGGCUCAAUACAAUUAUCAAAAUGUUGAUGAUAAACCCAUUUGGAUUCACCAUUCUUCGGGGCAGUUUAGUGUUAAAUCAGCCUAUGCUGCAAUCACUUCAAAUUCUGAUACUACAAUCAAUUCCAUUCCCUCAAAUACUUGGAAAAACCUUUGGAAACUGAAAGUCCAAGAUAGGCUGAAAUACUUAUGCUGGAAAAUUCUUAGCAACAUAAUUCAAACCAAAGAGCUGCUAAAGAAUUUUUUCCCCAUUGAUAGUGAUGAUUGCAUUUGCCCCAUAUGUCAAACAGGAAUAGAAAGUCAAGAGCACCUCUUUCUGAAUUGUAGCUUUACUAGGAUGCUUUGGAGACAAUCCCCCUGGCCUCUCAAUAUCUCCAGCCUAGCGGAGACAAUGAAUCAUUGGAUUGAAUGUAUUCUAAGUCCUAACAAAAUACUAGGCAUUUUCUCAAAUGAAGAGCAUUCUUUCCAGAUUUUUGCACUUGUUGCCAUGGAUAGUAUCUGGUUUCUUAGGAAUAAAGUUGUCCAUGAUGCUAUUACACCUGAUCUUGAAAUGUUCAUUUCUCAAACACUGAAAAUUCAUAAAGAACAUUGUGAAGCUUGGGAUAAUGUUAUGAUUAACAACAGCCAUAACUGGAAAGCUAUACCAAAAGAUCAUCACAUCUUAACAUUUGACGUAGCAGUAAGAGAAAAUGGAAGUACUGCUGCUGCAAUCUGUAGGAAAGAUGAGGGGGAUAUCGACUUUAUUCAAACCAGCUUCAUACACAGCACAAAUCCUAAUCAAGGAGAGGCUACAGCAUUACUUAUUGGACUUAAAGCUGCAAAGGAGGCAAAUAUACAAAAUCUAAUCAUUGCAGGUGAUUCCUUGAAUACUAUUAUGGCAGCAAAUGCAGAAUCACACAAUCCAGAUUGGAUAACUCAACCGAUAAUGCAAGACAUUCGUCAUAUGCUGGGUACACUAAAUAGUUGGCAGCUGAGAAAAAUACAUCGAGAUCAGAAUCGAUGCGCGCACUCUGUUGCGCAAUGGGCAGCAUCCAAAUUAAUUUUUGGAAGCAUACCUUUAAUCUUUGUACCUCCUUGUCUAUUAAAUUUUCAUAGUGGAAAAGACCCACUUGUUUGUUUGUAUUAA